Lycium ferocissimum is the source of this 1176-nucleotide messenger RNA. RefSeq lists its product as uncharacterized. The record is from RefSeq and is a predicted model, not a curated record. Bases 1 to 1176 code for a protein of 391 amino acids. Lineage: Eukaryota; Viridiplantae; Streptophyta; Magnoliopsida; Solanales; Solanaceae. The transcript has 2 exons.
AUGUUCUUGGACACUCCCCCUGCUACCGGAGAGGCUACUGGUUUCGGUCACCUUCCUAUCCCUCGAGUCACGAGGUCAGCUAAUCGAUCCACCGAAACUGGUGUGAGGGAAGGCCUAGUGCGCAUCUUCCCGGCUCCUAGUGUGGAACCUAAGAGGACCAAAUCAACUGUAGUUACCGUUCCCGAAGACUGCAGCUUUCUAUCUCGCCCGGUAGGGGUGGCAAGCUACCUACGGCCCCUCGUUUCUGACUCGGACAAGAGGAAGAUGGCCGGAGUCCCCUGGCAGUGCCUUAUUAACGAAGGCAUGCAUGCGGGCAAUCGGAGUGUGGUGCUUAUUAACGAAGCCUUCAUCCGUGUCCAGCAAGAAGUUGAUGAUCUUAGAGGCCAGCUGGAUGCCCAAGGUCGGGAAACGGAGAAAUUCCAAAGAUCUUUUUUGCAAGUAAAGGAAGAUGAGCUGAGCCGAGCAGUGGCCCUCACAAACCUUCAGCCCAAGCUCGAUGCAACGAAGGCUGAGAACCUUCGGUUAAAGGAUGAGCUAGCCGGGAUUGUGGAAAGGAACCGGCUUUUGGAGGAGGAAAAAAUCGGCCUUAGUCAAGAUAACGCUCGGUUUUCUUCCAAACUUAGCGAGCUCGAAACCAUCAUUUCCCAACUCCGAGGAGAACUUGACUCGGUUAAAUCGGAUGCCGUCAAUAUGGCCGAGAGGCACCGACGGCUCGAAUCCGAGAGUGCUAAAUAUGAAGAGAGAAUGAGGGUAUUUGAGCAAAAAGCUGAGGACAGGGCUCGGAUAUGUGAUGAGCUAAGAACCAGACUCGAGGAGACGGUCGAGGCUAAUGAUAUACUCAAAGCUGAGCUUGAAUCGGCCAAUCAAUACCGGAGUAUCCUCGAUGAAGAGAGGAAUGAGUUCUUGGUUAAGCUGGCCCGGGCUGAAGCCGAUUUGGCAGAAGCCUUGAAAAAUGUGAAAGCUGUCGAGGCCUACUCCACGGUUGUAGUAGAGCAUGAGCGGUGGAGGUCUCGAAGGAUCACCCUCGAGGAAGCCGAGCGUGGCUUUACUGAUCUCCCAGCUCUUAUUCUGGAGGCUAGAAGAACCAAGGAAGAAGCAAAAAGACCUCUUGAUUCCGACUCCGAAGACUCUGAACGGACAGAGUCCGAGCAUUCUGGUUCCAGCCAUACCGGAUAA